AUGUUGCAGCUCUGGCGUACCCCAGUCCUCUGUCUUUAUGAUGUCAAACCUCCAAAGUGGUUUUAUGUCUGUCCCUCUUUAGCAGGACUGAACCUGGUCAAAAUCUCCUCUGGGAAAAUACCACUUACUGGUGGGAGAGUCGGGAAAGAAGGAUUGUCCAAAUGUGGAAGAUGCAAGCAGGCAUUUUACUGCAAUGUGGAGUGUCAGAAGGAAGACUGGCCCAUGCACAAGCUGGAAUGUUCUCCCAUGGUUGUUUUUGGGGAAAACUGGAAUCCCUCAGAGACCGUGAGGCUCACUGCGAGGAUUCUGGCCAAACAGGAAAGGCACCCAGAGAGAACACCUUCAGAGAAAUUGUUAGCCGUGAAGGAGUUUGAAUCACAUCUGGAUAAAUUAGACAAUGAGAAGAAGGAUUUGAUUCAGAGUGACAUUUCUGCCCUCCAUCACUUUUACUCCAAGCACCUCGAAUUCCCCGACAACGAGAGCCUGGUAGCACUCUUUGCACAGGUGAACUGUAACGGCUUCACAAUAGAAGAUGAAGAACUUUCGCAUCUGGGAUCAGCAAUAUUUCCCGACGUUGCAUUGAUGAACCAUAGUUGCUGCCCCAAUGUCAUUGUGACCUACAAGGGGACCCUGGCGGAGGUCAGAGCCGUCCAGGAAAUCAGCCCCGGAGAGGAGGUCUUUACCAGCUACAUUGACCUCCUGUACCCCACAGAAGACAGGAACGACCGGUUGAGAGAUUCUUACUUCUUUACGUGCGAGUGCCAGGAGUGCACCACCAAAGACAAGGAUAAGGCCAAGGUGAAAAUCCGGAAGCUCAACGAGCCCCCCAAGGCAGAGGCUGUCUGUGACAUGGUCAGGUACGCACGCAACGUCAUCGAGGAGUUCCGGAGGGCCAAGCACUACAAGUCCCCUAGCGAGCUGCUGGAGAUCUGCGAGCUCAGCCAGGAGAAGAUGAGCUCCGUGUUUGAGGACAGUAACGUGUACAUGUUGCACAUGAUGUACCAGGCCAUGGGCGUCUGCUUGUACAUGCAGGACUGGGAAGGAGCCCUGCGAUACGGACAGAAAAUCAUUAAGCCCUACAGUAAGCAUUAUCCACUGUACUCCCUCAACGUGGCCUCCAUGUGGUUGAAGCUGGGAAGACUGUACAUGGGCCUGGAAAACAGAGCUGCGGGAGAGAAGGCCCUGAGGAAGGCCAUUGCAAUCAUGGAAGUCGCUCACGGCAAAGAUCACCCCUAUAUUUCUGAGAUCAAACAGGAGAUUGAAAGCCACUGAAACGAUGCCCGGGUGGCAGCUUUUAUUCAAAUGCUCGUGCAGGAACCUUCAAGGGUUUGAAUAUUUCCAAUCAUCCACAUCACUCCGGCAUUUCGUACAGUCACUGCCAUGAAAACACUAUGCCACUCGAACCUUACACGUGGCUUACUUGGAAUGGGUCUCACUCUAACCUAAGCUCACAUUCAUUUUUGAAUGCCCUUCCGCCUCAGAGAUAAUGGCAUGGUUUCAUACGUUAUCCUUUGGACAGGUUGAGUUCAAAAAAUGUGAUGAUUUUCCCUUUCGCGCCUGUUACUGUAAUGUUGUGAACAAACCUGAAUGGUGAAAGAGAAUAAAAAAGGGAAUAGUAUUUGAA
Messenger RNA from Miniopterus natalensis, 1624 nucleotides. NCBI's taxonomy places the organism in Eukaryota, Metazoa, Chordata, Mammalia, Chiroptera, Miniopteridae. The record is from RefSeq and is a predicted model, not a curated record.